Molecule: messenger RNA, 585 nt
Organism: Lactuca saligna
Lineage: Eukaryota; Viridiplantae; Streptophyta; Magnoliopsida; Asterales; Asteraceae
Source: the annotation of a GenBank genome assembly
AUGACGACAUCAACAAGUGUGUUUCAAAUCACACCAUUCGAGAACUGUGAUGAAUGCAUAAGCAAGGUCAGAAGGGCAGUUCGUCAAAUUGGUGGUCUCAAAUUGAUUGGAAUGGACCCCGAGAAAGGUAUACUCAUCAUCUCAUCAAAGCGCCAUGAACCUGAAACAAUCAGGGCUGCACUUGAGCCAAAUUUUCAAAAUAAAUCUAUUAUUUUGUUACAAAAUAAGCAUUCGUCUGGAGUGAAUGUGAAUCGUGAUGAAGCUGGGCGUAGUACUGUUGAUUUUAGAGAUAUGACGGGAAUGUUGAUGACGUUACCUGAAGCUGGAAGAGUGCGAAGAGUGGAGUGCAGACAAGAUGUUUUGAGGGUCGACUACUAUGAGAAACCAUCGAUGAUCUCCAACGUUGCAGCAGCAGACGUUUCGGAUUUUGUACAAGUGUCAGUGCCACCAACGUCUACCAAGCCAUCGGCUCCACCGAUCUCUACGCCGUAUAAUGGGUAUCCUGUCAAUGGGUGGCCCUAUGCUGAUCACUAUACCACUCCUCAGAAAGAUGAUUAUCCAGAUUGCGCUUGCACCAUCAUGUGA